UCAAAUCGGACUUUUUUUCCUAUAUGGACAGAGCUCAGGUUACUGACAUUGACAAGGUUGUUCUGGUUUCCGGCGUCUCUAAUACUGAGACAGGGUUUUUAGCCGUAGACCAAAUAAACAGAUAGAUUAGAAUAUAAUUCGCGAGGAACUGGAGCUGAAAGCCUCCCUCAAAUCCAUCCUUAGAUCCCUAGUUGGUGGAACUUCACAUCGAUUUGAGACGCAACCGGUAAUGAGUGCCUUGGACGGUGAAAUGGACAUGUGGGAAGUUUGUCCCUAAUGUCCUGAAUUCGGGUUAUGAGAAACCUCUCAUAAUGAUCAGGAUGCUUUAACCUAAUCGAUAGGAGAUAAUAUUUUAACGCAUUAACAUCACUGCACUAGAUUUACAAUCAUUCAAGGGCUAGCUAGUUUAGCUAAGCAUUCAAUUUGGCGUGGAAAUGGAGUAACGCAAAUUUCACGUGGACCGUCUGUCAUCUGGAAACUGCUGCGUGUGUAGACGAUCACAGGGAUCACACGGGACCGGCGCAAAGUCCGUGGAGGAAACACUAGGAGCAAAAAACCUCCAGUGACCGCUGACAUUGUUGUCGGAUUGUGCCAAAGAGAUGCGUUUGCUUGAGUGCUGAUCCACACACAGCAUGGCGACUGAAGCUUCCGUCUCCUCCGCUGGUCGGUCUCCGAUUGCAGGAGGAAACACUGUGCAAAGGGACUACUACUACUUCCUCCGCUCCUUCGUAGCAGGAGGUGUAGCAGGAUGCUGUGCCAAGACCACUAUUGCACCUCUGGACAGAGUGAAAAUUUUACUUCAAGCUCAUAAUCCUCAUUACAAACACUUAGGAGUGUUUGCUACACUCAGGGCUGUACCAAAAAAAGAGGGCUUCCUUGGGCUCUACAAAGGAAACGGUGCCAUGAUGGUCAGGAUCUUUCCAUACGGAGCCAUUCAAUUCAUGGCCUUUGACAACUAUAAAAAGUUCCUCAGUACACGGCUUGGAAUAUCUGGGCAUGUUCAUCGGUUAAUGGCUGGGUCUAUGGCAGGAAUGACUGCAGUCAUUUGUACGUAUCCUCUUGAUGUUGUUCGUGCUCGCCUGGCGUUUCAGGUGACUGGAGAGCAUCGCUACACUGGCAUAGGAAACGCCUUCCAGACCAUCUACCUGAAGGAGGGCGGCAUUCCUGGGUUCUACCGUGGUUUAAUUCCAACCAUCAUUGGCAUGGCUCCCUAUGCAGGAUUUUCUUUUUUUACAUUCGGAACACUGAAGAGUCUGGGACUGGCUCAUUUCCCAGACCUCUUGGGAAAGCCAUCACUCGAUAACCCUGAGGUCCUGGUUCUGAAGACGCACAUUAACCUGCUAUGUGGAGGUGUAGCCGGCGCCAUCGCUCAGACCAUAUCAUAUCCUCUGGAUGUUGCCCGGAGAAGAAUGCAGCUGGGAGCGGCGUUACCUGAUGCUGAUAAACACCUCUCCCUUUCAAAGACCCUUAAGCAUGUGUAUAAUCAGUACGGGAUUAAAAAGGGACUGUACCGUGGCCUGUCUCUCAACUACAUCCGCUGUGUACCGUCUCAAGCUGUUGCCUUCACCACUUACGAGUUUAUGAAGCAAGUCCUGCACUUGAACUAGAGCAGGGAUCUUGACUUCCACACCAGGAACAAAUUUGCCACACAGCUCCUGGGAGUGGUGUAGGAGCACUGCUCAUCAUGUUCACGUGUCUAUCAGGGGAACACUACUCAACACAGAUCACUGGAAACUAUCUGCUAACAUCACAGUGGUUGCACUGAACAAUCCGCCUUAACCCUCCCUUCGUUAUUGUAUUAUUGUCAAAAUAAUAUAUGUCUGUAUGUGAAAGCUGUAAUACACCAUGAGCAUGACUAAAACGGAAUUGUGAUUGUCUUGUCAAUAUAGAGUUAGUACUCGCUUUCAUUUUUCAUGAGGAGACACUGCUUUAAAUAGGGGCAUACACUCACUGUCCACUUUAUUAGGAACACCUCGAAACCUGCUCAUUAGUGAAGUUAUCUAAUCAGCCGAUCAGCAGCACAGUGUAUAUGAUCAUGUAGAUACAGGUCAAGAGCUUCGGUGAAUGGGGCAUGGCUGUUGGUGCCAGAUCAGCUAGUUUGAGCGUUUUGUAAAUCCGCUGGGAUUCUCGCACACAACGGUUUGGUUUGUGUGAAAUUUGCAGCCGUUUCCGAAAUACAGCAUUCAGCAAAAACAUUCAGCAUCAGUGCCACAGAUAGUCACAGAGAUCAUGGUUUUUUUUUUUCUUCAUUCUGAUGUUUGACACGAACAUCAACCAAAGCUGUUGACUUUGCCACAUGACAACUGCAUGCAUGUGCAUGUGUUCCUAUUAAAAUAGACAGUGUGUGUAUUUUUUUUUUUCUGUAUUCCCACCAUGCACCCCAAAUAAAUGCUGUAGAACUUGAUAUGGAUUUACUCGUAGCAUUUCUUCUUGGUCCAGAUGAUUUCUUUAGACGAUUGAGAGCUUCUUAAUAGUAGAUUCUCCCUCUGUAUUAAAGCACACUCUGUGAGAAAUUGAGAUUGCAUAUCAUUGAGGCUUGUUUUUUAUUUUUUUAUUUUUUUAAAUUUAUGUUAAAAGUUGCUUUCCUUUACAGAGGUAGUGAACACAGCAAACGGUUCAGUGUCAUCUUCCUGUUCAAUGCUUUUUUUUGUGCUUCCACUUGAUGGCAGUCUUAAGCUGAAACAUCGGUUGAACUUCUAAUGAUGUGGGCACUAUUCAGUUCAUCUUUUAUCAUCACAACAAUUUGAAUUUAUUAUUAUUUUUUUAAUGAAUAUUUUGUUUUUACGUGAUAAACACGCCUUUAUCUUCAGGUGCUGCUCUGUCCUAUGGAAAGAAAGAUAAAAAUGGAUUUUUUAAUCCUGGUUUAAAAAAUAAAGUUUAUCUAGGUUGCACCGCUUGUAUAUACAGAGUUAAUUGAACAUCUGCUGUUAAUAUGCUUAUAUUUAUUGUUUGUUUUACAUUUUUUUUCUGUCUGAUUUCUUUUUUUUUUUUUUCUAUUAGACAUCCUUGAAUGAAAUCAUUAUAAUGUGCUCAGAAGAAUUGCUCUGAGGAAUGUUUGUCUUGUUAAUGUUGGGAGAUGGACAGAAUGUUUAAUGCUAUUAUUCAUGUGAUCAUGAGGGAAUUUACCCGUAUAAGAUUUAAAGAAAAAAAUAUGUAAAAAAAAAAAUCAUAUUAAAAAUUUCAAAUUUUUAUGUAAUCUUAACUGGUACAAAACUACUGGUUAUUGAAAAGUAUUGAACAAAAUGAUGUUGUAUGCAGUGGCUAUAUUAAGUGUACAUUUCUAUUUCUGCAAAACUCCAUUCGUUUUGGAUAUGGUCUGUGUGUCAGUAUAUCAAUAAAAUGUUCCCUUAACUGUAACAAA
Molecule: messenger RNA, 3361 nt
Organism: Hemibagrus wyckioides
Lineage: Eukaryota; Metazoa; Chordata; Actinopteri; Siluriformes; Bagridae
Gene: slc25a16
Product: solute carrier family 25 member 16
Exons: 10
Coding region: 633-1607 (324 amino acids)
Biological process (GO): transmembrane transport
Cellular component (GO): mitochondrial inner membrane
Source: RefSeq, a predicted model, not a curated record